UUCAGAAUUGAUGCAGUAGAUAUCGGUCUUUUGCAAGCAUUGGAUGUGGAGAAAGGGAAAGGCCCUGACUGGCAUCUGGAGAAGAUUACUGUGAGACAGGCAUCAAUGGAAGGAAAAGAAAUAGUGUUUCUAGCUCAUAAAUGGCUCAAAAGUGGAACAAACUCAGCAGUUACAUUGAACGUUACAGAAAUUGAGGAAAUUGGGCACAUGAAUGUCUUGCCACCAGGAGGCCAACAAAUGAAGUCAGAAGGCACAUGGAAAAUUUAUCUGAAGCUUCGAGGAAAAUCAGGUCAAGAAUGUGAACAUAUUGGGCCAAAUAUUCCUCAUUUGAUUAUGAUUCUGUAUGGGACUUACGGAAAGUCAAGCUCAAUGCUUCUAGAAAACAGGCUGGAACAUGCUGAGGAUACAGUAACUUUUGAGGUAUUCAUGCCCUCUGAUUUGGGAACUCUUUAUAAAGUACGGUUGGGUUUGGAGAGUUUGCAUUCCAGCACAUCACAGCUGUCUGUUCAUCAUUUUAAAAUGCAGAAUAAAGCAACCUUGGAUACCUUUAGUUGUUCUAUAAAUAAGACACUUCCUCUUUCUUUUAAUGGAGACAGAUGCAUUGAGUUCCCUGUCGAGUGGCCAUUAAAGGAAGCACUGUCUGUUGUUAGAUAUCAGGUGACAGUCUUCUCGAGCAAUUUUUUCCACUUGAAGAGUUUAGUUCAAGUCAGUAUCUGCAUCUUUGGAAACAAUGGAGACACAGGAGAUCGGGCUCUGCUUCUCCCUAUUGAGGAUUCACAACAGCAGAAAGAUGACAAAGAGUCUUUUGUCCUGGAGGCUGUUGAUCUGGGAGAACUACAGUAUGCCAACCUCUCCAUCAGCAGUUUAACAAGUUGCGAGUUAGAUGUGAAAAUAUUACAUCUGAUGGAGGCAUUAAAGAGACAGCCCAUUUAUGUAUUUGAAGUGAAUCAAAAGUUCAUCAUGGAUGCUGAUAAGCCUGAAAUUCAGAAAAAAAUCUCAGUCUCUUACAUUAUGGACAAAAGAGGAAUUGAAUCAACUGCUGAAAUGACUCAGAAUUUCCAUGAAGAAAAAGGCUUCAAAGCUGAUACGAGUAUAUAUCAAAUUAAAGUAUAUACAGGUGAUUGUAAAGGAGCAGGCACUAAUGGUGAGGUCCACAUCACCCUCUUUGGAAAUCAAAACACCUCUGAAUCUUUUCUUCUCACUGAGUCAUUGGAGCAUGCAAAUCCUUUUGAAAUGGGAAAGGUUGAUACGUUCCAAAUUAAAACAAAGAACUUAGGACGCCUGGAUCGAAUUGAAAUUAUGCAUGAUGGAAAAGGGCUCACAAAUGGUUGGUUUCUGGAAAAAGUGAAAGUCAUAGACAUGGCUACAAAGGAAAAGCAUUGCUUCCGAUGCAAUCGGUGGCUUACUGAAGAUGAGCAUGAUGGACUCACUGUUAUAAAACUCUACCCAUAAAUCUGGUUUUUUUCUGCCUUUAUCCUCAAUACAUUUCUUUUUUCAAAUUCCUAUUGAUCUGAAUUCUCAUAUUCCUUUAUGUAAAAUUAUAAAAAUGUCAUAAUUAUUAUAGAUGAAUGUCAAAAUAAUAACAGCCAGCGUUUAUAUCACCAGUAGCAUUUAAUGUUUGUUGGAUAUGUAAUUCCUUCUAUGGGAAAUAUUAAAUAGUUGGACUGGAAUACUCUGUAAAUAAACAGACUUAAAACAAACAGUAACUCUGUCCAUGCAUGAUAAAUACACUUAAGUAGAUCAAUAAAUUUA
Messenger RNA from Vombatus ursinus (common wombat), 1752 nucleotides. RefSeq names its product lipoxygenase homology domain-containing protein 1-like. The coding region runs from base 106 to 1452 and encodes 448 amino acids. Lineage: Eukaryota; Metazoa; Chordata; Mammalia; Diprotodontia; Vombatidae. Gene Ontology annotation, molecular function: protein binding. The record is from RefSeq and is a predicted model, not a curated record. The transcript is spliced from 11 exons.